Messenger RNA from Microdochium trichocladiopsis, 1868 nucleotides. Its product is annotated as fungal-specific transcription factor domain-containing protein. The transcript is spliced from 6 exons. The coding region runs from base 125 to 1744 and encodes 539 amino acids. Gene Ontology annotation, biological process: positive regulation of transcription by RNA polymerase II. NCBI's taxonomy places the organism in Eukaryota, Fungi, Ascomycota, Sordariomycetes, Xylariales, Microdochiaceae. The record is from RefSeq and is a predicted model, not a curated record. Gene Ontology annotation, molecular function: zinc ion binding; transcription cis-regulatory region binding; DNA-binding transcription factor activity, RNA polymerase II-specific. Gene Ontology annotation, cellular component: nucleus.
CUUUCUCCCUAUUACAAAGCCCGUGCGACUGACUUCUGGCCAUCCCGACAGCUGCAGACAAAGCCGCCCUCUGAAAAGGUUGCUCGAAGGCAGAAAGAAGCGCCCAUCUGUCGCGCAUCCCAGCAUGGCUCAACCAGGAUCCAGGGGCUGCUGGACUUGCAGAGAUCGCAGAGUCCGUUGCGAUCGCACUCUUCCGCACUGUCGAGCUUGCGCCAGAUCAAAACGGCAAUGCCAAGGGUAUGGUUUGAGGCUGUCCUGGCCGCGAGAGCGCGACCCAAAGCGGUUCAUCGUGGGACCUGCUCCAGUUACAUCCACCAAGUCGCGAUGGCGGCCAGGGGUAGGGGACACUAGUGGUGGUGACGACGAGGGGUGUGCCAGCUUCCAGAGCAACAAGUCGUACUGGUUCGUCCACACAGGGGCUGAAGACGUCGAAGUCUAUCACGACCUGGUCGCGUCCCGUAGUGACUUGCACAGCUGGCAAAGAUUCGUCCGGCUUCAAUGGCCGAGGUUCCCUCUCAACAGCCCGCUGAUCUGGAGCUCGCUCGAGCUCGGCGACCUUGGCAAGCCUCUGAUGCAGUACUUCUACACCAUUGCGUACACGGCGAUACCUACUUUUAGCGCCUACUCGACCACCAUUCGAGGUCUUCUAGUCCGAAUGGCUUUCAGCAACAAUGGCUUGCCUGCCCAAGCUCUGCGCUAUGGAAUGCUUGCCUUGGCCAGCGUCCAUCGAAAUGAGGACGUCUCGAUCAGCAUGAGAUACAAAGGGCUCGCGCUGCGGGCGCUGGCAAACUCAACUGAUGAGGUUGCCCGCAGUGCCGGAGAGGCGGCCAGGCAUGUUGCUGCAGUGAUGCUGCUGUCCUCGUUAUAUAUGCAAGCGUGCUUCAUGACGGGGAACGAGUGGAUCAGCUACCUCGCCGGCGCUCGGGAGCUAACCAAGAAGUCACGGUUUGCCCUCAUGGUACACGACAGCGACGACAUUUCCGAGCUGAUGGACUGGGUGUAUCACCAAGACGUCUUUUCGCGCUUCAGUAGCUUCCACUGGCGCCGGGGCUAUGGCAAUCCGCAUCGGCGUCUAGACGAGGUGCCUGAAUAUCAGCCCUACGCCCAUCCACUCCAGGCUCCGAAACCCAACCGCAAGAUUCUGAGCCUGUUUCACGAUGUCUUUGACGCUAUGAAGUACCAGCCGCUCACCGCGAGCGGCAUGGGGCUCACUCAAGAUGAGGAGCUGGCCCGGCUGCUCGACCUGCAGGAGCAAGUGCGCAAUGCCAAGUAUGUGGAACAGUGCCCACCACGGUCGGGAACGCUUGACGUUAUGGAGACGGAAGACGAGCUCGCGAGGCGGGAUCUGGUGGACAUGCCUGCGGUGUUUGAGCUGUACCGGCUGGCGGCGCUCACGUGCCUGGCGCGGACUGGCGAGUCGCGGUUCGGGCUGCCGGCCAAGAUUGAUGGCCUUCUGGAGGACGCUCUGGGGAUCAUGAGGCGGAUGGAGACGUGCCAGCGGCAGUUCCCGGUGCUGGUGCUGGGGACGCAGGCCAAGACGGAACCGCAGAGGCGAGCGGUGGUGGACCUGUUGGACCGGACGACGGACGCGCUGACGGGGAGGACCAUGGCAUGCCUGAAGCGGUCGGUCGAGGUGUCGUGGGUGCAAAUGGAUCUGCACGCAGACCAGGACCUGAUUCUCGACUUUAGCCAGCUGAUGAGGACGCUGUGCGGCAACUGCUCCUCCGUGCCCAACCUGGCCUGAGGCAGCCCCAGGAAGGGAUCGUGCAAACAUUGGAAACCGGACCACCACCUGGAUCUGUAAGGUGGUCCGUACAUCAGGCAGGCAUAUAUUGUACGCAACAUGCAUGAGAACUUGCAAAUUUGAC